Paramecium sonneborni is the source of this 1513-nucleotide messenger RNA. NCBI's taxonomy places the organism in Eukaryota, Ciliophora, Oligohymenophorea, Peniculida, Parameciidae. The record is from the annotation of a GenBank genome assembly.
UAUAAAUUAUGAAUAAUGAUAAUGAUAAUCCAGAUUAAUAGUAAUUUGGAUUAUGGAAUAGAACAGCAAUGGAAAAGAGAACAACACCAUUAGAUUAAGUAAAAACGAUGGCAAAUGAGAAAAUUCAAGAGAUAAUGAACAAUGUAUUUAUUAUACUAUUGGAAGGAAGUUGUAAUAAAAGUAGGAAAAGAAUUAGAGAACCUAAAGUAAGAAUUGAAGGAGGGUUAUGACAAAUUAGAUUAGAAAGCAUAAGGUGUGUUGCAUGAAUAAAAAGCAAAAAUGAAUUUAUGGAUCAAAUAAAAAAUAGAGUUAGCAAUAAUCCGAGUAUUAGAAAAAACAAAGCCUAUUUUAUUAGAUAGUAUAUUAGAUCCUUAUAUGGUAAAUUUAUAGAGAAAUAUAUAUAUAGUGUGAUUUUUUGGCCAAGCUUAUUGAAGAUGUGUUUGAAGAGGUGUGGCCUGAUAUAAGAGAGGAAAUUUUAUUAUAAAUAAGAGUAAAAUAUGCAGAUCCGUAUGAAUUAGUAGAAUUUCCUAAACCAAAAUUAUGCUGUAUUGAAUACCCUUGGUUUUGGUUGAAAGUUUGGUAUUUAUAUGUAAGUUAACCAUUUGAUAAAUCAAAAUUUGAAUAAUUCAAUUGGUAUUCAUGGUGGUUGAUAUUCAUAGUAGAAUUGAUACCAUUUUAUGGGGUAUGAAAUUAUAUUAUAGAAUUUAGAUAUAAGCAUUUAUAUAUGUUUUUGUGUUUUUAUUUAUUGAUAAAGAGGAUGAAUAUUAAUUGAUUAGAUUUAUAUUAGGAUUUAAAAGUAUGCAAUUUAUAUCUAUAGGAUGUAAGAUAUAUAUUAAAUGUAGUGAUAGGAACUAUGGUUGGAUACUUUACAUUUUAUUCUUGUGCAGUAGUUUCAAGUGUAGAUGAAAGUUAUUAAGAUUGUAAAGAAGAAGGACCAGCAAUAUUUUUAAAUUUUUGGUCUGAUAUUGCAGGAUUUCUAUUAUAGUUAUUUUUGGUUUGGUUAUCAAUUAUCUUAUUGAAAUAUUCUAAAAUAAAAGGAUAGAUAAGAUUUAAACAUGUUGCAGAUUAGUAAAGGAUUAAAAAAAUAUCUUAUUAAGCUUGUUGUUUAUGUUGUACAUUGAAUGAUAGAGGUGGAAGAUUAUAUUUUUUUAUGUUUUAUGAUUUAGUAUGUUUUUUAGGAUGUGUAGGAUUAUUUCUUGGUUUAUCAGUAUCUGAUGGAGAGAAAUAAUUAUGGCAAUAUAAAUCAACUAUGUAUUUAGCUAAAACUAUUUAUGGUUUGUUAAGUUUUCCUUUUUUAAUAUUUCGUAUUCCUGGACUAACCUGGUUAUUAACUCAUUCUCAUGGUACAGGAUAUGAUUCCAAUGGAAAUUGUGUUCCUUUGGUAUCAAAUCUACAAUAAUAUCAUCUAAGAAACAAAUAAUAGAAAAAACCAUUUGAUCCUAAAUAUAUUAUUUAAAAAGAUGAUUUUGAUGUUAUGGAAGGAGUAGAAUUAAUGGAUGAAUUGGUUAAUUGA